GUCUUACACCGAAUCUCCAAACAAGUUAUAUCUUGCGCACACAUACAAAGGCUCUAUUCAGCUACUUAGAAUUACCAGCUUAAGCCAUUGUAGUAAGGAUUAAGCAAUGAGAGGCACUGAAUUGCCCAUGCUAAUGAUCAGGGAGGUGGGUUUGGGUAUUGAGAUCACUUCACUGGCCUGUGCCCAAAGUUGAAUGGUCCUGAAUUGUGAUUGUAGCAGGUCAGACGUAGCUUCCAUGCCAUUACAGAUUCAUGACUUGGAGCACAGUCUGACCUUGUCUUUUGGAUAUUUGAGGACCCUGUUGGACAAAGUUGCUAUAUUGUGGGCUGUGGUAUAACUGUCAGUACUGGACAAGACGUGGGGUGUAUGGAGGUUGAAUGUUCUGGGACUGAGGCAGUGAGUUGGAGUCAUGACUACCGACACAGGCAUGCAGUAUAAGUGACAAUACAAGUACCAGUGACACAAGAAACCCAAGAUGGCUGACAGAAGCAAGUCCCCCCAGAGGGGUCGGACUCCAUCGAUUAAAGCGAGCCCGACUCCAUCAUCCCCUCCUCGAGGGAAGCGUACACCAUCUCCUUCCAAGAAAAGUCCUACACCUUCACGGAAGACUUCUCCAAGUCAGAAACGCAGAACUUCCCCAAGUGUCAAGAGUGCAGACAAGAACAGAAAACUUUCCCCAAAAGGGAAGAAGACUCCCCAAAAGGAAUCUCGACCUAAAACUCCACCAAGCCGAAAGUCAUCAUCAUUGAAGAGCCAGAGGACAACUCCCCAGAAGACCCCUGACCUGACCGAGAAGGGCCUGAAGGUCGUGGAUAUGUCAGGGCAAGGAAUGACAUCGGUGCCCGCUUCACUGUUGACAGCUCGAGAUAUUGGAGAACUAUGUCUGGCAUCCAACAACUUGCGAUCACUCCCCCUGGAUAUCAGACGUCUGACUCAUCUGACUAAACUGGACCUCAGCCGCAACGGCAUCCGCUGCACCAGCCCUCAAGACUUCGGCGGCCUGCCGUCAGAGAUGGAGCAGCUGACUGGACUGGAGGAGCUGAAGAUCUCCGAAUGCAACCUGCCCUUCGUCCCUCCUGCAAUAUGGCGCCUCAUAAGUCUCCGCUUUCUUGACAUCAGUCGGAACAAGAUAAACGUUCUUCUUCCUGACAUCGGGAAUCUGACUCGGCUUCAGCGUCUAAAUCUUCAACAAACGAACAUUUCAUCACUGCCCCCCGAAAUUGCUUUCUGUCAGGACCUGGAGGAAAUUCUACUGUGGGGCAACUCGAUCGAGAGUCUGCCAGAAACAUUGCCUGAGAUGCCAAAAUUAAGAAUAAUGGCCAUCAACUACAGAAGUUUCUGUGGUGUUGUUGAUGACUACAUGGAAAACCUGCUCAGAAAAGGACAAAUUAAAUCUGAGCAUAUACCAGUUGUAGUGUUUGAAUUACCUUCCCUUGAGUGCCUUGACCUUGAGAGUACAAAGCUGAACAAUUUGCCUGAUGUGUAUAAUCUGGCCUUGAAGGAAUUCUAUUUGUGCAGAAACUUCUUACAAACCAUCCCGACGUCCAUCUACAAUCUGAAGUAUCUGUCAGUACUGGACCUGUCCAACAACCUCAUGUUAAACCUCCCAGAAGACAUAGGCCGCCUCCGAAGUCUCCAAAUACUGCGAGUGAGCCAAAAUAUGUUUGAGAAGGUUCCUCCCACAAUAGGACUUCUUGGUAACCUUGAGGAACUCAACAUGGCUGGUAACAGAAUCCGCCGUCUGCCACCAGAAAUUCGUGGACUUUUCAAGCUGAAGACGUUGGUACUGGCUCAAAAUGACAUUCAGUCAUUACCUAACGAGAUCUGUGAUCUCACCGAACUAGAAACUCUGGAUUUGACAGACAAUUCCAUCCGACAGUUGCCCAUGAAGCUGUUCCAACUGAGCAAGUUGAAGGUCGCUCACUCGUACAGGAAGUACAAGAAGUACGGACUCUGGCUGUACAAGAACCCCCUCGAACAGCCUCCACCCCAGGUAUGGAGGACAGAGAAGCCAGAACACAUCUAUGACUACCUCAAGAAGUUGGCCAUCAUCAAGACGGAGAACCUUCAGAGGCAGAAGAUCCUUCUCCUUGGUGCUAGUCAGUCCGGAAAGACCUGCUUGGCCAAUCUUCUGGCUCUCAAGAAGUCUAGUCUGACUGCAGGUCUUGACGACAGAACGAGAGUCUUACAGACAAUGCUGUGGAAAACUGAAAAUAAUGUAGAGUUCAUGCUGUAUGAUUUCGGUGGAGAUGACACCUAUCUGAUUACAACGCCGCUCUUCCUCGAUUCGAAGGCUCUAGUUCUUCUGGUCUACAACUGUGCUACUUUUACAGAGGAGGACUACCAUGCAGCAAUUGGGCAGUGGAUUGACCUCCUCAACACACAGGCUCCAGGAGCAGUGGUCAAGAUAAUAGCAUCUCAGUGUGACCUUCUACAGACAUCACAGCAACUGCUUGACCUUGAGAAGACACAAAAGUCUGAGCCUGAGGAACUACCCAAAGAAGAAACUGGUACAAAAGAGGAAGAAUCAAUCAAAGAUGAUGUUACCACCAAAGUCAAUGCUGUCACAGAAGAGGAUGAGGAUGAAAAAGGGGGAACGAAAACAGAUGAAUCCGUCAAAACUGAACAAGAGGUUGCAGAGACUGGGACAACAGCAGCAGCAGAUGACCAAGAACCUAUCAGAGAGAGCAACAACGGUAAAGAAACUGAUGGUGUCACUCAGCAAGAAACAGCAAGAUCUGAGGCUGACCAGGAUCAGAAGGAUAGCAAGAAGGACGCAGGUAGAGCAGUAUCCGGGAGACCAGUGACUAAUACACCAGCAGAAAAUACAUAUGCUCGUUAUGUAGUAAAUACAGCUCAAAGUCAACUGAAAAAUUACAUGAAAGGCGUCACUGAUGAACUGAACAGAGUGCUCAGUGAAAAAGCCAAAGUUGAAAAGUCGUUGAACAGGACUUCAUCAGACCCUGCCAAUGAUGUGGCUGAAGCAGCCUUGAAGCUUCUCCGUGUCCGUCAGAACAAGCUGGAGGAGGUGCGCGGAUGUCCGGUUCGGAUUCUCCCGGAUGUAUCCGUGAUCAGUUCCUCUGACUCUCUUGAAGGAAUAGCUGACCUUGUGGACGAGAUCGAGCAUCUGGCUAUUGACAAGGACCUGUUUCCUCACGCCCAGCGCAGCAUUCCGGGCCACUGGGACAGACUGUGUGGCACGCUGAAGAAGAAGAGAUCUCUGUACCUUCUGUGGGAUGAGGUGGAGGAGAUGGCACAGACCUUCAGACUGCAGGGCAAGGAGCUGAAGGACUGCAUCCACUACCUCCAUGACGUUGGGGAUGUGUUGUGGUACGAGGAUGUCACUGGAUUGUCCGAAAUUGUGUUCCACUGUCCUCUCAAACUCGUUGACAUUUUGGCGUCCCUAUACAGACACGAUAUCACAGAAUUCAUGGAUUUCACUAAAAAUAAGAUCUUCAGUAGUAAAGGAGGACUUACUGAAGAAGAGUUUGAGGAUGUCCGUGAUUCCUUCCACAAACAUGGUCAGGUGUGUCGGCCUCUUCUUAACUCUUUCUGGUUCUAUCAAAAGAUGGAUAAUCUCAUGAUUGAGGACUUGCUAGAGUUGCUUCCCCUGCUUGACCUCUGCUACGCUGUGCCCGAACCCGACAUCCCAUCAUGCCGUCUGUUCUGCCGACCACUGAUGGUCCUCCCAUGGUACAACACAGAUACCAGCGACAAGGACAUCAGUGAACUGUGGCGGAAGAUUCCACUACACAACGAGAAAGAGCUAACUGUAAUAUACAGCUUCCCCUUAUAUUUUCCAGUUGGACUCUUCCAGAAAAUGAGUGCAUCGAUCCAAGAUCUGGUUCUAUCCCGCACGGACUGGUCUGAUGCAGUUUUUGCCACUGCCUAUAAUGAACAAGUGCUAAUGAAGAAAUAUGAACGUGGCAAGGGACAUUUAGUCAAAAUCUUUGUCCGAGGGCUGGAGUUCUCAGCCAUUGAGGAGCUGAUGAAGGAGUUUGUGCAGGUCAUCAACAGCAUGCUGAUCCGAUAUCCCGGUCUCUACUGGACCCUCGACAUCCCCAUGAAAAACAUGAGGUUCCUCUCCGUUGUGGCCAAAUCACCAACAGUGCAGUUUGAACUGACCAGGACCCCUGAGGUGUAGAGGGUCAUGUAAACACCUUCUAUCAUGUCAUGCAGGGAUCACAUCAGAAGUCACAUGCCUGUGGAACAUGUCCUUAGCAAAUAGGCUGAAAACGUUACAGUUGGUUGAUAGACAUUGAAAUGAAUAAGAAAAUGCUUUUGCAAAAAUAAGAGCAAAAAUGCUCCACAAUCUGGAGUUCAUUUCCGCCUUGAUCAAAAUGUUGUAAAUGCAGGGAUAAUUCUAGGGUGGGGCCUUGUGCUUUUAGCCCCUAAAUUUGAAAAAAAGGCCACAUUUUUUAAUACAAUGGGGCAUCUUAACAUUGUGUGGUAUGGGUGUACCUCUUGAAUAUUUGAAAUUUUCUUAUAAAGGACCCAUGUCAGAAAAUUCCCAGGGUGAACCCUGUACAUGGUGUGAGACAUUGUCUCUGUGUAAAAAAGGCAACCAUUAAAUUGAGUCAGAAGACAAACGAAGAGGUUUUAAAUUACUUCAAUCAAAUUCUCGGGGACUGAUAAUUGGCCCGAGGGAACCCCAUCCUGAGUUCAGUUUCCCGACUUGGAGGACAGUUCCAGUUCAGGCAUACUUCGAAGUUUAGCAAAGGUUGUGCUAGCAGGAUUCAGUCAUAACUACUACUACUCAACUUUUGAUAAGGAUAGUUUUAACUUUCCAUGAUACACAAAACUAAGUGAGUGAGUUGGGUUUAACGCCGCUUUUAACAGUAUUCCAGUUAUAU
Haliotis rufescens (red abalone) is the source of this 4853-nucleotide messenger RNA. Its product is annotated as malignant fibrous histiocytoma-amplified sequence 1 homolog. Gene Ontology annotation, molecular function: protein binding. The record is from RefSeq and is a predicted model, not a curated record. Bases 476 to 4144 code for a protein of 1222 amino acids. The transcript has 3 exons. NCBI's taxonomy places the organism in Eukaryota, Metazoa, Mollusca, Gastropoda, Lepetellida, Haliotidae.